GGGCAUGAAUCUCGGAGAGGUUCAUGCACCUGCCUCUGCCUCUGCCUCCUUCCUCCUUCCUUUCCAAAACAAGAAAAAUAAAGUCCAUAAACAAAUAUUAAUUAAUUAAACAAAUCAAAAAAUUCCUCCAUUUAUUCAGGUUGUUCUUUCUUCUCAAAACUUCAACUUUGUUCCCUCACCGACUUCAGUUUCUGCCCGGCUAUCGAAAUCCUCUGCAGAUUGAACUGAUGUGCUAAUUGUAUUCGGAGACGGAAUCAGUAUUCUGAAGGUGUAGUUUGACAUUUGGGAUGCUUUGAAAGAAAAGAUUGAACAAAGUUUAUGCGGCACUUUAGAUUUCGUAUGAUGGAGCUGAAAGAAGCGUAUGACAUGGAGCAUUUGACCUCUACGCAGAAUAUUGAGCAUGAGCUGUGGCCUCUCACUGAAAUUGAUCCGAAGAAAGCAAAGUUUCCCUGCUGUAUAGUUUGGACUCCGCUUCCGGUAGUCUCCUGGUUGGCACCAUUCAUCGGACAUGUUGGCAUUUGCAGGGAGGAUGGAGCUAUUUUAGAUUUCUCUGGUUCCAAUUUUGUGAAUGUUGAUGACUUUGCAUUUGGUGCCGUAGCCAGAUAUCUCCAAAUUGACCGAAAACAGUGUUGCUUUGCCGCAAAUCUGGGUAGCCACACUUGCAAGCAUGGGUACAAGCAUUCAGAGUUUGGGACUGCAUUAACAUGGGAUGAUGCCUUGCAGUCAAGUUCGCGGUACUUUGAACACAAAACCUACAACCUCUUCACUUGCAACUGCCAUUCAUUUGUAGCCAACUGUCUCAAUCGGCUCUGCUAUGGCGGAUCAAUGAGUUGGAACAUGAUCAACGUGGCAGGCUUAGUACUGCUCAAGGGGCAUUGGGUUGAUGCCACGUCCGUCUUGAGGUCAUUCCUCCCUUUUGUAUUGGUGCUCGCUCUUGGUGUUGCCAUGGUUGGAUGGCCAUUCGUUGUUGCGCUUUUCUCCUUCUCACUCCUCCUUCUGGUGUGGUUUAUACUGGGCAGUUAUUGUUUCAAGACCUUGCUGGAGUGCUAGUUCCUACUAUCACAAUGUCGAAAAGUUUAAGAGAGUAAGCAGGAUGUUAUGGGGUAAUUUUCCUCUUCAUGUCUCUAGUUCCUGAUGCAAUUUUGCUAAAUGUUUUUUUUUUGUGAAUAACGCUUCUGAUGUCAACUGGGUCGAUUUAUACAAUUGUAGAUGAAUGAUUUAGAAAGCUUAUCUACUUUGUGCAGUCUGUGACAUGCUCGCAUUAUGAUUUCCGAACGAGUCAGGGAAACCCAUGUUUGGGGAGUGUUAGGUUCUUUUUAUGGACUUUCGGUUAUGGAAAACAAUGUAUUUGUUGCAGUUCUGCUUCAAAUCAAUAAAACUCUCUAAUUUUACGUCA
Messenger RNA from Pyrus x bretschneideri (Chinese white pear), 1396 nucleotides. RefSeq names its product protein REVERSION-TO-ETHYLENE SENSITIVITY1-like. Gene Ontology annotation, cellular component: Golgi apparatus; endoplasmic reticulum. Gene Ontology annotation, biological process: response to ethylene; regulation of ethylene-activated signaling pathway. Bases 319 to 1050 code for a protein of 243 amino acids. The transcript has 3 exons. The record is from RefSeq and is a predicted model, not a curated record. Lineage: Eukaryota; Viridiplantae; Streptophyta; Magnoliopsida; Rosales; Rosaceae.